Messenger RNA from Pieris napi, 2755 nucleotides. RefSeq names its product gastrula zinc finger protein XlCGF26.1-like. Gene Ontology annotation, molecular function: zinc ion binding. The record is from RefSeq and is a predicted model, not a curated record. Gene Ontology annotation, cellular component: nucleus. Lineage: Eukaryota; Metazoa; Arthropoda; Insecta; Lepidoptera; Pieridae. The transcript is spliced from 5 exons. The coding region runs from base 186 to 1715 and encodes 509 amino acids.
AUAUUGAAGUCUGAAGUCUGAAUAUCUAAAAAAAUGGCCUUGGUUGCAAGUUGCGGGUUGUUUUUUAUUUAUUUAGUUUUUCAAUUUUCAAAGAAUUACGGAAUCUAUAUUUCUUCUAAUUUAUAUGCAAAUGAUGGCUUAGAAAUUAUCUAAUACGGUUGUCGGUUACAAAACGCUUAUCAAUCAUGGAAAGCGGUAUAAUGGUGGAGACAUUGCCAUUAUUUGGUAAAUGUUGUUUAUGUUUAAAACUCGAUGUGGUUAAAAGCAUGUUAACGCCAGAUUUAAGAGAAAAGGAGAGUUAUUCCGAAAUGCUGCUCAAGUGUUUUUCUAUAGAUAUAUCAAUUCUUGAUUUAGAAGACACAAAAUGCUUAAUCUGUAGACCAUGUAUAGACCAAUUGGGAGCUUGUGUUAGAUUUAAAGAACAAGUAGACACUGCUUUGAAGUCCUUGGAGGCAGCAGCUAGGAUUAAAAAAGCUGAUGAAGACUUAAAAGUUAAAGAAGAAAUAUCAAAUGAUGAUGCAAGCGAUGAUGAUAUCCUGUUAUGUCAUUUCAAACAGGAGUCGAACGAUAGCAACUAUCAAGAUGAAUUAUUGGAAAAUGGCAUUCACAAAGACUCAGACGACGAAACGCGGAAAACGAGAAAAAUAUCGAAAAAGAAGAAAAUUACAUAUUCGUCUGUUUGUAAGAAGGUUGUGGACCUCGAUGAGACCAUAUACCUUCUGAAUGCUGGUCUAUUCCCAUUCAAGAUGAGCAAAGACGACUUCUCAUGCACCAUAUGCCCCGAAAAGACCACCACCCUGGAAGACCUGAAGACGCAUAUAUCCCAACACAGCACAUCGAACAUGGCAAUGGCCUUCAAGAAAAUGUCGCAGUCAACAUCCCAGAAAUUCUCAAAAGAGAAGAAUUGCCUCAAAUGCAAGACGUGCGCGGUCGAAAUCAGAAACUUCGAUGAUAUGAAGCACCAUAUAGACGCCUGCAUCCGACUGGGAUGCAGGUGGAACCAGCUGCCCUUCAAGCUGGAGAAAGACCAGCUCGACUGCCCCAUCUGCAAGAAGACCUUCCUCAACUUCGUGACCUUGAACACGCAUAUGAACGAACAUUAUCCAAACCACACGUGUGAUAAUUGUGGGAAAGCGUUUGCGUCGAGGUCACGUCUUAGAGGGCAUCUACGGACCCACGAGGUCGGCAACUUUCCAUGCCGUUUCUGUGAUAUGGUCUUCGAUAAGGUGACGAAGAGAGAGAACCAUGUGUCAAAAGAGCAUAAAAGUGGUAUCCGAUAUGUGUGCAAGCGGUGUAAUAUAUCUCUGACCUCGUUCUAUGCCCGGCAGAAGCAUCUGGCUGAGGUACAUAAUGAGGAAUUGAAGAGGUACAAGUGCAAGGCCUGUACCCAGAGUUAUAUUACACCUGGACAUCUGUCGAGCCAUGUCCGGAGAGACCAUUUGAAUGAAAGGAAUCAUAAGUGCCCGAAAUGCGAUCUGGCUUUCUAUACGAGGAACUCCCUGAAGAUGCACAUGAUAAAGCAUGAUGGGGAGAGGAUCCACGUGUGCAGCAUAUGCAGUAAGUCUUACCAGAGGAUGAAGACCCUGAGAGAGCAUAUGCGGAUUCAUAAUAAUGAUAAGAGGUUCAUUUGUCCCGUGUGUGGGAGGGCCUUUACCCAGAAGUGUACGUUGAAGGGACAUUUGAAGGUGCAUCAGCGUACGAGUGAAAUUGUGUGAUGGACGGAGACGGGAUAAUUUUAAGUUGUGUAGUUUGUAGGGAACGAAAAGCAAUAUGUGUGCAAUUUUUCUAUUCGGCGAUAGAGGGCGUUAUUUUAAAAUAUGUUUAGAUGUUUUCAGUUUUAAAGAAUGUUAUCUACUCCCUGAUAGAUGUCGCUAUAUCAAAAAUCAUGUGUAUGUGUCGCAGCUAAUUAGCUUAAUGAGACGUUUAAUAAACAUCUUAGUUUUUUGUAUUUAAAAUGUAACUUGUUAGUGUUCUUACACUUUACACUUAGUGUCACUACACUCUUCCAUACUAUUUUUCAUUAAACUUUGGAAAACAUUAUCAAAAAAAUUACGAAAUUCCACCCAUAUCACCUCGGAAGUCCGUGUUUUCACAACUUAGCGCUUUUUUAAACUCAGUUUUUGCACCACUACUAUUUGUAACCAGCUGCCCAUUGAAGUAUUUGCGAAUCAAUUCGACUUGGGCUCAUUCAAGAAAACAAUUCUUAAAAGGCCGGCAACGCACUUGCGAGCUCUCUGGCAUUGAGAGUGUCCAUGGGCGGCCGGUAUCACUUAAGAUCACGUGAGCCUCCUUUUGCUCCGUUCUAUAAAAAAAAUCAUCAAAUUUGUUGUUUGCCGACGCUUUUUGACUGUUUGGAGUUGGUGGUAAAAAGUGGAACUAAAUUAAAAUGAACAAGAAAGGCAAGUAAUGUAACGUCAUCGAUUCAAGUCAUUUGCCUAGCUGUUUGAUAAAAUGGCUAAAUAUCUUUCAGGCCGCUAUUUAAACGGCGAUGUUUAGUUAGGCUAGACUGUUAAUUGAACGGCUAAUUAAGCUAGUUAGCUGCGACAUAUAUAUAGCAAGAUUGUUUUAUGACAUUCACUUACAAAUUGUAUGAAGAUUUAUUACUGUGAAUUUAGACGCUCUAUUUAAAUCAAAUUUAAUAUUUUUGUAAAUAGUUUGGCCGCUCCCCGAUAGAUGGCGCUAAAACAAAGCAAUGUUACGCAUUGGUAUGUGCAAUAAAUUUAUGUUUACAUUCAAAAUAAAUGUACUUUAUAUU